AUGGUCAGGUUUUUUUAUAAGAGGAUAGGUUGUAUUCGAUCAGGUUUUACGCCAGGUGUAUUACAAGUCUAUCCACCGUACAGGUAGAACUACACAACAAACUCUACAUUUAAAUAUAUAUAUUGUAGAGAAUGUUGUCGACGCUUGUUUACAUUUAAAACACCCAUAUUUAGGUAACAGAUCGGUGAGAGUAUAAUACGUGUUCUUGUAUAUAUAUAUAUAUAUACAAUACAUGAUCCAACCGUCAGGCGCGAGCUGUUGAUUUUUCCGGAGUGACCACCGGAGGCGGAGAUUUUUCGUGGAACAGUACGUGGUUUUGACCACGUUUUUGUAGAACUUCAGGACAUCAGAAAGUGACGUGUUUGACCAGUGAAAUAACAUUACAGAUUGGACAAACAGUAACGAAUCCUACGUUUUCAGCAGUGGAACAGGUGAAUGAUUGGUAUCCGUCUAAGUUGACCGACUGAAAACCACCAGCACACCUUAAGGUCUACAUUUAAAUGGUAUGCGAGAGGCCUAACCAGCUUAGACCGAGCGGAGCAGUGUAGGCGUGAUGAAUACGGGUAUUUAAAGCCACGACAUGGACCGAACUAAUACGUAUUAUGCAUGCUGGUCUAUAUCAAGAUAUUUUUAACCUGCACUGUGCCAUAACUACCGAUGAAACCCUCAUCGGUCCUUCAUUCCCUAUAUCGACUGUGUCUGACUUCAAGUUUUAACCGAUAUACGGUUUCAUAAUGAACGGCGCGAUGGAGCCAAACACGUUAUUUAUUGGAAAUGUUUAAUUUCUGAGCCCUUUAAUAGGAGGUGUGUGUGUAUUGGCGGAGAAAUUUCGUGCCUGAGCGGGUAUCUUGUGUACAUCUAAGAGACUCUCCACAACGUACGGGCCUCCAUUCUGUGGAUCGAACUUCAAGGUACUGGUUAUCAAUCGUCAGGAGUACUGUAUACACUGGUCAAGUCUCCUACCGCUCGGAGAAGUGGAGAUACAGGGUGCGUGUGUGAACUUUAAUAACAAUCGAUCUCAGCGCUCAAUUAUAAUCGCUAAAAUAUUUACAUAUCCAGCUGGAGUGUAGAUGUGCCAUUGUCAUACACAUAUUAACACUGACUGGACGUGGACACGGCGUCUAUAACCACGUCAUCUAGCCCCACAGGUAUCGGGAGGUGAAGCCGCACAGGAGGAGGUGAAGCCUUACAGGUAUUAGAGAGGUAAAGCUCUAUAUACGUGUAAGCCCUCGUGUACCGACAGGUGAAUGCAAUUUUUACUCAUUAUUCCUGAACACACUGACAUGAAUUCCUUGUGCUGGACCUGAUCCAAAAACACAACGACGUAAUAAAGACAUAAUUGAAAAUGCAAUUGAGCAUUUGUAAGGUGAAGAGGAUGUUCAAACAUUAGAACGUGGUUAGCUGUUUGGCAGCGAAUGUAAGUAGGAUGAUAAGUUCAACAAAUACAUUUGACAGGAAUAGAAUAAAUGGAAAGUGGUAUGGGUAAUUUGAAUAACGUGUAUAUCAUUAACCGACUCUUCAGAUGUUUGCCGAUCAACAGAGAAUAUCGACAAGUGGAUAUUCUAGCGCGAACUAUUCCGCGGAUAAAUAUGGGACGGAAGCAGCCAACGAUUUACGGAGACAUUUAAUAGGCGAAGAGAGCAAUGCUCGUACGGAGUUAAACCGCACCUCGUCACCGAAUAAUCGGCCAGCAAAGAAUCACCCCUCACCACCUCUACACGACACAAUGGUAUCCGGGGGAGGGUUCGAGAGGAAAGUGUCGGGAGGUGUGGGCGAGAGGAUGGUGUACGACCUCGUCUCGCGAAAGGAUACCGCAAGGAGGAAUCUGAUGGGCCAUCUGUACACCAGACAACCAGUGUUAAAACGUAGCUAUUCCUUUGUGGCUGGUGAACGUCCGGCUACGGAAACACUACUUCCUUCGCUACAGAGAAGAGAAAAACACUCCGCCAUUAGUUUUAAUUCCGAAAGAUAUACCAAGCCUGGACGGAAUGUAAACGUACGAGACCUUAAACAAUGGCAGUCUGAUAAAAAUGCAGGAAAAAGAAACGGAUGUGUACAGCCGGGUAAAAACGGCACCCCAAACCAGAAAGCCCUAAACGGCGGGCGUCCCGGAAGUCACCAGAUAAGUCUUCCAGAACUUAUAAACGACAUCAACAUGUCGUCCAGGCUCCAUUCUCCCGGAGACUCGGACGGAGAAGAUUCCGCUAGUGCACAUGGACACAAGGGACCUCUCGAUUUAAUACGCAGCAUGGAUAUGAAACCGGCAAGUCCGGUAAAGUCAAAAGCGGUAAGAUAUAGACCGAUUACCCCAGGGGUUAUAGAAAAAUUAAAUAAAUUGAGACUAUCGUCCAAAGUACGAACAGAGCAGUGGGUGAAAACACUUCCUUUGGACUACCGAGCUGCAUAUUCAGAGACAGACGACAAUCUAACGGAACCUUCAGAACAUUCACCGAAAGAAAAGGAAUGGAUUUAUACAGCAACGUGAAGAGUGUGUUCUGGUCGAGUGUGAUCUACAACUGUAUAAAGAUAGCAUCUGAUGUGAACUGCUGUACGAUAUAUCGUUUAGUGUGAACCACAGCUGUACGAGAUAUCGUCUUGUGUGAAAUCAACAGUACGAGAUAUUGUCUUGUGUGAACAUCAAAUGUACGAUAUAUUGUUAAGUGUGAACCACAGCUGUACGAAAUAUCGUCAAGGGUGAACCACAGCUGUUCGAGAUAUCGUUUCAUGUGAACCACAACUGUACGAGAUAUCGUAUCGUUUCACGUCUAGUGUGAACCACAGCUGUACGAGAUAUCGUCUAGUGUGAACCACAAAUGUACGAUACAUCGUUUAGUGUGAACCACAACUGUACGAUACAUCGUUUAGUGUGAACCAUAGUUGUUCGAGAUAUCGUUAAGUUCGAGAUAUCGUUAAGUGUGAACCACAACUGUACGAGAAAUCGUCUUUUGUUGACAUCAACUGUACGAUAUAUCGUUUAGUGUGAACCAUAUCGUUAAGUGUGAACCACAACUGUACGAGAUAUCGUCUUGUGUGAACCACAACUGUACAAGAUAUCGUUUAGUGUGAACCACAACUGUACGAGAUAUCGUUAAGUGUGAACCACAGCUGCACGAGAUAUCGUCUAGGGUGAACCACAACUGUACGAUACAUCGUUUAGUGUGAACAACAGCAACCACAACUGUACGAGAUAUCGUUUAGUGUGAACAACAACUGUACGAGAUAUCGUCUUGGGUGAGCAGCAGCUGUACGAGAUAUCGUCUUGUGUGAACCACAACUGUACGAGAUAUCGUCUAGGGUGAACCACAGCUGUACGAUAUAUCGUUUAGUCUGAACCACAACUGUACGAUACAUCGUUUAGUGUGAACCACAACUGUACGAGAUAUCGUUAAGUGUGAACCACAACUGUACGAGAUAUCGUCUAGGAUGAACCACAGCUGUACGAGAUAUCGUCUUGUGUGAACCACAACUGUACGAUAUAUCGUUUAGUCUGAACUUCAACUGUACGAUACAUCGUUUAGUGUGAACCACAACUGUACAAUACAUCGUUUAGUGUGAACCACAACUGUACGAGAUAUCGUUAAGUGUGAACCACAACUGUACGAGAUAACGGCUAGUGUGAACCACAACUUUACGAGAUAUCGUCUUGUGUGAACCACAACUGUACGAGAUAUCCUUAAGUGUGAACCACAGCUGUACGAUACAUCGUCUAGGGUGAACCACAGCUGUACGAUAUAUCGUCUUGGGUGAACCACAACUGUACGAGAUAUCGUCUAGGGUGAACCACAGCUGUACUAUAUAUCAUCUUGUGUGAACCACAACUGUAAGAUACAUCGUUUAGUGUGAAUCACAACUGUACGAGAUAUCGUCUAGGGUGAACCACAGCUGUACGAUAUAUCGUUUAGUGUGACCCACAACUGUACGAUACAUCGUUUAGUGUGAACCACAACUGUACGAGAUAUAGUUUAGUGUGAACCACAACUGUACGAGAUAUCGUUUAGUGUGAACCACAACUGUACGAGAUAUCGUCUAGGGGGAACCACACCUGAGGUAUAGUUAGGUCUGGUCUUGGCGUUGAUGUGAUUACGUGACUACGCAGUGAUGUAUUAAAAUAUGUCAUUACAACUGUGAUAAUGUGUCUUAAAUAAUUUCUGUUCCAGAAAAUAUAUGCACGUCAGCAAUUAUUUCAACAAGUAUUAAUGAGUUGAAUUUAGAUAGUACAUAUCAGCGAUAAUUAGGAACUAUUACAAUAUACUGUAAAUAGCUUAUUUUUUGCGAUACUUAUCUAUGCUAUUUUGGUAUAAACAAUCUAUUCGCAAUUAUCAUAUUUGUUUCAAAAAACCUUGCAAAGUUUUCAUGUAGAUGCCAAAGAUGAUUUUGUCCUUUUGUAAUAUAAUUUGUAGAUAACAUUACUCUCAGUUAAGGAAUGAAAUUGUUAAGAAAAAAAAAGAAAAAAAACCCGGUAAAAUCGUUUUGGUGUUCGGCACGUGUCGGCCAUUUUCAAUUAACAAUUCAUUGGAAAAAUUCAAAGCGUAGAAAAUUAUUCUUUUACCGUGAAAUCCCGUAAAAUCCUGUCUUGUUAUCUUUAUUCCAGAGAAAAUUGUGAAGGCAAGUCAAUUAUAAAGUAAUGAGAAAUAUUUGCAAGUCAUUCUCUUAUGAGAAUGAUGCUAAUCUGAUUGACCGAAAAUUUAACUUUUUUUGUACAUUAAUAAUAUAUAGAUAUUCGGGCGUUAUUCUCACUAUCAUGCUAAAAUAAGCCAAACCUUUCGCGUAAGGCCCUAUUUAGUGGUGCCUGAUCAUUGAGAAAUCGAUGGUUUUGUAUAUCUUAUAUCAAACAGUUCAGACAACAAUGGAUUAUCAGCCAGCUUACUGAGAACAGAGGCCAGAGUUCUUGUGCAAUCAUAUUUUUUGAAUUUUAAUCCUUAUUCACAUACAUUCGGAAAUGCGGUUUCAUAUAUUCCCCCCAAAUUUUUAUAUUCGUGAAAGCAAUGAUUGCAAUUCCCCCGAAGAAAGGCGAAUACAUGAAGCUCGCGAGAGAUAAACAAUUUACAACAUUUGACACUUCUUACAUAUAUGUAUAACUGUAGCUGU
This is a messenger RNA of Mizuhopecten yessoensis (Yesso scallop), 5088 nucleotides long. RefSeq lists its product as uncharacterized. Bases 1523 to 2485 code for a protein of 320 amino acids. The transcript is spliced from 3 exons. The record is from RefSeq and is a predicted model, not a curated record. NCBI's taxonomy places the organism in Eukaryota, Metazoa, Mollusca, Bivalvia, Pectinida, Pectinidae.